CGUGACGUGUUUUCUUUCCACCAUUCCUCCUCCAACAUGGCGGCCAACAGGAGGAUGAAACGCAUGGCGUCCUCCCAGCCUGGUUUUAUGAAGUUAAAGUCCGUUUCGGGCGGCGAUAGCCUGGGCACCACUCGAAGAAAACGUUUGAACAAGAACAAGAAGAAGAACUGGAAUAAAAACAUCGACAUCAACGAUGUGGACGAGUUUCUGGAAGACAUCCGACACCAGGAAAGAACCACAGGAGGUUUGCUUUCGGAGAAGACGGACGAAAGUUUGUUCUUUUUGGAUGUUGGACCGCCAAAGAAAGCUGAACGGAAAGUGGCACCUGUCGAGGUGAAGAUGAGGAGAGGAAAGCCGGUGCGUCCUCUGAGGAUCGACCUGAUCCUGCAGCACGACUCCCUCGUUCCCGCACCUAAAGAUGUGCUAUCCUACCAGCUACCUAAUGCCAAAAAACUCCGCCGCAUUGCCCAGAAGGCCGAGCAUCUGGCAGCCAAAGGCAUAGUGCCACGGAGGCAGAAAAAGCUGCUGAACCUACGGCCGGCCGGGAAGACAGAAAGCAAGGCAGUGACUGACGCCAACAACAACCCCGAGAGAGACUUCUACGACAUAUGGGCACCAGAGAUAAAAAGUACAGCUGACCCGUGGUACCUUCAACAAACACGCAAAUCGCGUGUCAAGCGUCCAGAGAAGUUGAAUGCCAAGCCGUCUGCGCUUCCUGCUGUGGAGGUGAUCGCUCCUGGAGGAUCUUACAACCCAGACUUCUUCUCCCAUCAGGCCUUGCUGCAGGAAGCCCAUGAUGUGGAAGUGAAGAAACAAAAAGCGGAAGACAAGCUCGUGAGGCAGCUGGCGGUCAACAAAGAUCACCUAGCAACAGAGGAGACGAUCUUCAGAGAGCAGGUGGAAGGCCUGGUAGAACAGGAAGAUGAUCAUGACGAUGAAGAAGCAGGAGCUGAUGAUGAUGGUGUGAUAGUAGGAGCCAUCGCACAGGCCUUGAAGAAGACGGAGAAAGAGAGGAGGAAAGAGAGGGCAGAGAUACUGAAGGAGCAAAGUCGACAGGCCGACAAAGAGAAGACCUUCAGGCAUCAGCAGCUCUUCCAGCUGCGCUCCAUAAAGACCUCCAUCAAACAGGACGAGGCGGGCACCAAAGUCAAACAGAUUCAACGCAAAGCCAACCAGGAGGCCGAGAAAUCUCAACCCAGACGCCUCGGCAAACUCAAGUUUCAGGCUCAGGACCUGGAGGUCCAGCUGAGUGACGAGCUGGCCGGCUCCCUGCGACAACUCAAGCCAGAGGGCAGCGUCCUCAAGGAUCGCUUCAAGAGCAUGCAGAAGAGGAACCUGAUCGAACCCAGAGAAAGAGCCAAGUUCAAGAGGAGACUCAAAGUGAAGUAUCAGGAGAAGAGGGCUUUUAGAGAGAUCACUUAAAUGCCGACCCUCAAACCACAGGAGCUGAACUCAAGAGGCUGGGCAGCGUUUUAAAGCCACAAAGACAUCCUAAUGGAACGGUGUACAUACGACUGAAUCAGGGGCCCGUUUGACCCUUUCAGACAAUUCCAACUGCUAACAAUUUAAUAUGGAAAAUCAAUGAUACGUGAAAAAAAUAUGAAAGUGUUGGAUGUAAGUGUAGUGCAUUUGCUCUACUGGUUUCAUGUUUUAAUAUAUCUUUUCACACAUGUUGUCUCAUUGAGUUAUUUAAAGGAGCUCUGUGACAUGUCUCCAUGCUUUAAUGUUCACAAAGCUCUUUUUCUCAUACUGCCUGUGCUGCAGCACCUCUUUACACCCUCUGUCUGAAACCAGAGCCCAGUCUGCUCUGAUUGGUUAGCUGGCCGGCUCUGCUGUGAUUGGUCAGCAGCUUAGAGAUGGAGUUUAACCAUUGCAGACCAUUUACAUGCACAAAAACGUACAUUGUAGGAAAAGGAAAACGCAAGGUAAUUUUUCUGUCAUCAUCAAACUCCACCUCCUUGUGGCACUUCAAAAAAUGGUGAUGGCCAAACUGUUAGACCCCUUAAACCUAAUCUCUACUCAAGGUAUAUGUUAACAUAAUAGGGGCCACUUUAAUAUGACUAUCAGGUUUUCUAGAACACAGCUCAGACCGUGUGUCACUACUUUGCUCUCAUCUAUCAACAACUUUAUUAAUCCUGCAAGGGGCAAUUGGUUAUGAGCAGCAGCUUAUGUCAUGUACACAGGAAGAAAACACACCCGGGAGCACAGAUGUGGAUCAUUCCAAUUUACACAAUAAAUAGUUCAUUGUAUCACAAUAAUAAAUCAAGUUAAAAGCC
Messenger RNA from Gymnodraco acuticeps, 2276 nucleotides. RefSeq names its product NOP53 ribosome biogenesis factor (gene nop53). Gene Ontology annotation, cellular component: nucleolus. Gene Ontology annotation, biological process: ribosomal large subunit assembly; rRNA processing. The record is from RefSeq and is a predicted model, not a curated record. The transcript has 12 exons. Lineage: Eukaryota; Metazoa; Chordata; Actinopteri; Perciformes; Bathydraconidae. Gene Ontology annotation, molecular function: 5S rRNA binding. The coding region runs from base 37 to 1422 and encodes 461 amino acids.